This is a messenger RNA of Anisakis simplex (herring worm), 411 nucleotides long. Lineage: Eukaryota; Metazoa; Nematoda; Chromadorea; Rhabditida; Anisakidae. The record is from the annotation of a GenBank genome assembly.
UUAAUCCUGGAUUAUGAGGGUAAUUCGAAUGUGCUGAAAAUUGGUGAAAAAGGAGAUGACGGUAUUGAAGAGUUGUCGAUGAGUUUCAAUUCUGGUAAAUUGCAAUACGGNAUCGCCUCCAUCAAAAGUGCGGCAUCAUCGCAACCAAAAAUGAUCCUUAUUCAAUGGCAAGGUGAAGGUGUGCCAACGUCGCGACUUGCCGUAACAACGAGUCAUGCGAAUGACUUGAAGAGAUUCUUGAGGGGCAUUCAUGUGGUAAUAAUAGCACGCAGUGAAGAUGACGUUGAUAAAGAAAGUAUUUUAAAAGUAGUCGCUAAACUGCCGACUAUGAAUGAUUUNGAACGAUAUUGCUUCGGACACUUUCUGUGCUUCUUCUUUUUCACUUCUCAAAUUCCCACUAGUUCCGAUUGA